This is a messenger RNA of Megalobrama amblycephala (Wuchang bream), 5119 nucleotides long. It is a transcript of the gene nkain4, whose product is annotated as sodium/potassium transporting ATPase interacting 4. The transcript is spliced from 7 exons. The record is from RefSeq and is a predicted model, not a curated record. NCBI's taxonomy places the organism in Eukaryota, Metazoa, Chordata, Actinopteri, Cypriniformes, Xenocyprididae. The coding region runs from base 260 to 886 and encodes 208 amino acids. Gene Ontology annotation, biological process: regulation of sodium ion transport.
CGGUCUACCCCUUGUUCUCCAGCCUCUUUCUUCGCACUUCAGUCACUCACACCCGAGUCUCACACACUCCUCCCGCGACGCGCUGCCCGUGUUCAGCUUUCACACUUCCACGCGCGUUUCACUGAGCGCCGCGGGAAACAAUGGGAACGGAGCCGCUUUGUGUCGGACAGAGACUGACGCGCUUCUCUGUGUUUGUUUAGGACUUUCUGCUGAUAGACUCAUAGCUAUAUUCAGGACCCCAUUAUCUCGCUUUAACACAAUGGGCUGCUGCAGCGGACGGUGCACCCUCAUAUUUCUCUGCACGUUUCAGUUGAUGGUGGCAUUAGAGAGGCAGGUGUUUGAUUUCUUGGGCUAUCAGUGGGCUCCUAUCCUUGCUAACUUCUUCCACAUCCUGGUUGUCAUCCUGGGCCUGUUUGGCACCAUUCAGUACAGACCUCGCUACAUAGUGGUGUAUACAGUGUGGACAGCAUUGUGGGUGGCCUGGAACGUCUUUAUCAUCUGCUUCUACCUGGAGGUUGGAGGUCUGUCAAAGGACAGCGACCUCUUGACCUUUAACAUCUCGGCACACCACUCCUGGUGGAGCGAGCACGGGCCGGGAUGUGUCCGAAGAGAGAUCCCCGCCAGCGGAGAGCGCGGUGCGGAUACACAGUCCUAUAUAUCCAUCAUGGGCUGCCUGCUGGAGUACCAGUACAUAGAAGUCCUCCACAGCGGCUGCCAAAUCCUUAUCUCUCUGCUGGGUUUCAUCUACGCCUGCUACGUCAUCAGUGUCAUCACAGAGGAGGAGGACAGCUUUGAUUUUAUUGGUGGAUUUGACCCAUUCCCACUCUACCAUGUCAAUGAGAAACCAUCUCAUCUUCUGUUAAAGCCCGUGCAUCAGUCUUCGUAAAUGAAAGCGUGUCCUGAAGAGGAGUCGUUCUGCCCAUCCCUCCUCUCUGCCUCUCCUCUGUUUAAAACGCUUGCCUAAUUCAUCCUAAAUCAGCCCCUUCUAGUUUGGAAGAAGUGUUGAAGAUUCCCAGCUCUGGACAAAACACAGUCGCUCCAUCAGAUGCUCUGGAACAUUGUUCCAGCCGCCUCAUUUAGACGUUCUUACAAGUGGCUGUAAUGCAUAUCUAAACAAAAAGGUCCUGUAUUUUGACCGGUGUUGCGUGUGGUCCGUGCAUUGAGUUAUUUGGAGGGAGUUCAGAUGUUCACAGAGUUCCAGCUCUGUUUGUGUAUGUGAGGAGGGCCAUUGUGUGCCGUUUACCUUCACACGGGAUUUGCACAGUAAAACAGAGGAGGGAGCCGAGAGGAGGACAGAGGGUGCGGCCGGAAAAAUUAAGACAAAGCGGGCUAAACUCCUGUGGUAGUCAAAAAUAGAAGCAAAGGAAGCAUAAAUAUAAAUACACGAAAGAAUUAGAGCUGUUCUGAAAAUUGUUUUAUGUCAUAGUGUGAUGUAUGAUUCUCAUGGUUCACUGUCAGAUUCACUUGUAGUUUUUUGUUCUAGUCUUAUUCAGUGAUCCCAAAAUCAAAUGUAUUUAGACACUCAAAUCACACUAAACAAUGUAUGAAUGUCAUGACAUUAGAUCAAAUAUAGGUUAGUGGGGGUUCAGAGGGGACUGUAAAGAACACUAGGGUUCUUGACUCAAUAUUAAAGAACGCUUUAUGCCAGAAAGGUUUUAUAACACUCUUAAAAAGUGUUCCCCCCCACCCAAGGAAACGCAAUUUCGCCUCAGUAACGUGGGUUAUGUAAUCAGAUUACUUUUUCAAGUAACUAGUAAAGUAACACAUUACUUCUAAUUUACUUUUUCAAAUAAGUAACACAAGGGAACGCAGUUUCGCCUCAGUAACGUGGGUUAUGUAAUCAGAUUACUUUUUCAAGUAACUUGUAAAGUAACACAUUACUUCUGAUUUACUUUUUCAAAUAAAUUACGCAAGGGAACGCGGUUUCGCCUUUAACUUGGAUUACAUAAUCAGAAUACUUUUUCAAGUAACUAGUAAAGUAACACAUUACUUCUGAUUUACUUUUUCAGAUAAUUAAUGCAAGGGAACGUGGUUUUGCCUCAGUAACGCGAGUUACGUAACUGGAUUACUUUUUUCAGGUAUCUAGUAAAGUAACACAUUACUUCUGAUUUACUUUUUCAAAUAAGUUAAGCAAAGGAACGCGGUUUCGCCUCUAACAUGGAUUACAUAAUCAGAUUACUUUCUCAAGUAACUAGUAAAGUAACACAUUACUUCUGAUUUACUUUUUCAAAUAAGUAAUGCAAGGGAACGUGGUUUUGCCUCAGUAACGUGGGUUAUGUAAUCAGAUUACUUUUUCAAGUAACUAGUAAAGUAACAUUACUUCCGAUUUACUUUUUCAAAUAAGUAAUGCAAGGGAACGUGGUUUUGCCUCUAACAUGGAUUACAUAAUCAGAUUACUUUUUCAAGUAACUAGUAAAGUAACACAUUACUUCUGAUUUACUUUUUCAAAUAAAUUACGCAAGGGAACGCGGUUUCGCCUUUAACUUGGAUUACAUAAUCAGAAUACUUUUUCAAGUAACUAGUAAAGUAACACAUUACUUCUGAUUUACUUUUUCAAAUAAGUUAUGCAAGGGAACGCAGUUUCGCCUCAGUAACGUGAGUUAUGUAAUCAGAUUACUUUUUCAAGUAACUAGUAAAGUAACACAUUACUUCCGAUUUACUUUUUCAAAUAAUUAAUGCAAGGGAACGUGGUUUUGCCUCAGUAACACGGAUUACAUAAUCGGAUUACUUUUUUCAAGUAACUGGUGAAGUAAUACUAUUUCUGAGUUACUUUUUCAAAUAAGUAAUGCAAGUUACUUUGUUUUCACAUUUAUUGACUGACUCUCCUGUCCCCUUGUUGACAGAAAUCAGGAGCAAGUGUAUUCCUCAAAAUGAAUAAAAACAGUGAAAUGCAAACGCAGAAUAUUGCGCAAACCUGCAAUAAUUAAAUGUUAAAUAACACAAAUAUACUCAAUGUAUAUUUAUGAAUCUCACUGUAUUACCCAGUCUUUGCUGCUGACCUUCAAUGAUCCAUAUUCAACCACACUAAUAGGCAAAAACUUUUGGUGUGAAAGGACCUUUGCCAAAAAUAGAACUUUUUUUUGUCAUUUAAAAAACAAACAAGCCAGCCCAGCCCAGGAGAAAAAGUAAUGCAAAAGUAACGUAAAUAUUACACAAAAAGUAAGUAAUGCAAUUAGUUACUUUAUUAGAGAGAAAUGCAAUAUUGUAAUGCAUUACUUGUAAAUGUAACUUCCCUGUGAAAAGCACCUUCUGGAACCUUUAUUUUUUAAGAGUGUAUAAGGAGAAAUGUCUUAAAUUACUUCAUAAUACUUUCAUUUUUGGGAUAUUUAAUUUUUUUCCUAGUGAUAUAUGUUUUAGCUGUUUAAUUCAUAACAAGCAGUUUAAUUCAUUCAGAAUUUAAUUGAAAUAAAAAAAAUGAUUUAAAGUUAAUUCAAACCAAAUCCAUAAAAUGAUUCCAUGAUAAGAACCCCUAAAGAAUCCUUUCUAUAGUUUCUAUAGUAGUUUCUAUAUAGAACCUGUUCUUCUAAGUGUAACUGAAAAUCACCUUGCUGAAGUGGUUCAUUUGUUUGCAGAUGCUUCUUGGUUUAAUAUUUUGUAUCUAAUGGAAUGAAAUUUGUGCAUUUUAAGUGUGACUUAGGCAUUCAAACAUUUUGGGGUCACUGUACAUGCCCGUCAGUAUUUUUAAUGUUAAUAAUCAUCAUUUAUUGCACAAUGUAUUUGUAUAAUCAGCCUUUAGGUCUAACAGACUAGUUUGGGCAUCCUCCGGUCGUCAGUACAAUAUACUACAUAACCUCAUGCUAUUGUUUUUCAUUAUUAUUAUAGGACUGGCUGAUAUUAUGAAACAGAUAGUGGCUCUUUCAUUUGAAUGGUGCUUGUAAUCAAAUAUCAGUUGUUUGUGAACAAAUCGUCAGCAUGUCUUUAUAUGAAUAUGACAACGGUUGAGUGGCUGUCAAUGUCUUUCACUGUAGAUGCAGAGCUACUGUAACUGUCUACUGGAAACAUAAACCUCAAAGCACAACUGACCGAUCUGACAUGCAACGUUACAUGUAUCAUAGUGUGUAUGACACGUUUUGAAGAGAGGGGCUGUGUAUUUCUUUCCAAAAUGAGAUGUGAAGGGCAAAGGUCAGUAUGAACAAGAUUUUCUAACUUUCAUAAUUACAUUGUUGAGUUGCUUGUAAUCCCAGAUGUUUCAUAUCACGAGAUUUGUGUACUGUAUUGACAACAUUAUGGGUUCUUUUGGCCUGAUGGUAAAGGAACUGGGCACAUGUUGCUCUUUAAGGAGUAGUUCACCAUUGCUCUUACCUGUAUGUCUUUAUUUUUCUCCUGGAGUGCAAAAGGAGAACUUUUGAAGAAUGCUCACGUUGCUCUUUUUCAUAUGAUUAAUAAGUUCCCCUAUUGGAACCUGUAUUUUUAGGCAUAGACUUGUGCUCUAUGUUCCAAGUUAUCUGAAGUCAUACGACAGCUUUGUGCUUUUGUCGUAUUGGAAAAGAGCAGCGUGAACAUUCUGCAGAAUAUCUCGUUUUGUGUUAAAUCAAAGUUUUGAAACAAAAUGAGGCUGAGUAAAUGAUGACAGUUUUAAUUUUAAGGUGAACUACUCCUUUAAACAUUGCAAGAGUUUAGGGGAAGUUUUUUUUUUUUUUGCAAUUAUUUGAUGAAUUUAUGUAACACUUUCAGCUUAAUAAUUUCGGCUUGCUGUAAUCUUGCACAAUGUUCUGUUAGAUCAUCAUAUUCCAUGGAUCUAUCCUGCCCCCUAGUGUUUCAUGUCCUUCUGCACAUGGCAUCUCAACUCUUAAGAACAGGAAAAUUGCAUUUUAUACCACUCUCUGAAAAUAUCCAUGUACAUUUGUAAUUGUAGAUUUUAGGAUAUUGAAUAUAAGCCAGCAAUGAUAGUCUGCGGCAUAAGUGUUAUAAUGAGAAAAGGAAUGAUAUAGAUUUAUCACACCUUUUCCCCUCAUCUUCAUUGCUCUCUCUUUUAACAGGUGUUUUUAAGUGCUUUUUGUAACUGUUUCCUGUGUUUGGUCUCCAUAGUCCUACAUUGACUGCCUGUCCAUCAACACGUGUUUGCUGACCACAGUGUAAAUAGAUGUUUGUUAAUAAAAGUCUGCUUUUCAUCUACUGA